This is a messenger RNA of Psilocybe cubensis, 744 nucleotides long. RefSeq lists its product as uncharacterized. The record is from RefSeq and is a predicted model, not a curated record. Bases 1 to 744 code for a protein of 247 amino acids. NCBI's taxonomy places the organism in Eukaryota, Fungi, Basidiomycota, Agaricomycetes, Agaricales, Agrocybaceae. The transcript has a single exon.
AUGCUUGACGAACACCAGCGGUUGCCAGAAGAACUUGUAAUGGCAAUAAUCGAGGAAGCCUGGCACUCUCCAAUGUCUGUCCCCGAACGAAUCCAUUCCAUGACCUCCUUUCCUUUGGUAUCAACACUCUGGUUUCGCGUUUACACGCUCAUUUCUUUCAGGGAUAUACACGUUCCGUCACUUCGAUUCCUCGAGCACUACAAAGAACUCGUUCUCAAAGCGAACCAAGACCGGGAUUGGGCAUACAAAAGAUAUGGUUAUCUUCCCAGUGGUAUAUGCAAGUCAAUAGUGGUCGAACCCCAAGCGGAGUCUGGAUUAGUCUUCGAUGCUGUUGCCCGGAUGGUAAAGCACGACCACGAUUGUUUGCAUACACUUGUGCACGUAAAUGACGAGUUUCAUGCCGGCGAUAUUUUUGAUACAUGGACUUACAGGAACGUUCCACCGCAAAUCACUUUCCUAGAAUUACGCUUCAUGGGCAGGGCUAACAUGCAAUCCAACAAAAACCUAUCUACUUUACUGUCGAGAGGACGACACAAUGUAGCGUGGGCGAUACCCAAUUUGCGUUGCUUGACGAUAAUUGGGGGAGAUGAAGAGUUCCUCAGGCAUUUUUUGCCUGCCAUAGUCUACCGCGAUUUAGCCAUGCUUGUGACAGACUUCCCUGUCAAAUUACACGACAUCGAUUUUCGAUUUGGCAACCACAAAAUAUAUACACUUCCCCCUAACCUGAAGCAUCGACAACUAUAA